UUUUGGCAGGUUCCGUUCUUAAAUGACCUUCGUAUCGGUGGUAAUCUAAAUUUGAUUCAGUGCAGAAUGGGAGCAACUGGGGUGCUCCCGUUUAUUCGAGGAAUCGACCUAUCUCAUUAUGAUUUCAAGGAUAAAGAAUCCUUUCCACAAAUUGAGGGAAUGGAUGGGCUUCGAUGGCUCAAAGCUAAUGAAACCGAGCUUGGAGUUGUUCCUGAAGUGAUUGGACAAUUGGGAAAGCUGGAACAACUCAGCUUGAAGAACAAUCAUUUGACGAAAGUUCACGGAGAAAUUACUGAACUUUCUUGCCUGAGAACGCUGAACCUUCGGAGAAACUGCUUGAAAAAUUCAGGCAUUCCUUCGGAUCUUUUCACGCUAGACGAGCUGACCACGCUGGAUUUGAGUUGCAAUGAACUUCGCUACAUUCCGGAUGGACUGGACAGAGCGAAGAAUUUACUCGUUCUAAAUUUAAGUCAUAAUAAGAUUUCAAGUAUUUCGACUGGUGUUUUCUUGCAUACGGUCGAUUUGUUGCAUUUGGAUUUGAGCGACAAUGAACUCGAAAGCCUCCCUCCGCAAAUGCGAAGAUUGGUGAAUUUGCAAGUUUUGAAUUUGAACAACAAUCCUUUAGGACAUUUCCAUUUCCGGCAGUUAUCAUCUUUGGUAUCUUUGAACACCUUGUGGAUGCACAAUACGCAGAGAACGCCUGCAAAUUUACCAGGGAGCUUGGAAAAUCUGACUCAUUUAACAGAUGUGGAUUUUUCGGAUAACGACUUGCCCAAAGUUCCCGACUGUCUAUAUUCGAUAAGCUCGCUGAAGCGUUUGAAUUUAUCCGACAACUGCAUCAAGGACUUAUCAGUCGCAGUCGAUAUAUGGACGAGCAUGGAAGUUCUGAACGUGUCGAGAAAUGAGUUGUCCUCGCUGCCGGCUUCCAUUUGCAAGUUGACACGUUUGCGUCGGCUGUAUGUCAACUACAACAAAUUGACUUUCCAAGGAUUGCCAUCUAGCAUUUGCAAAUUAACUGAAUUGGAAGUUUUCAACGCUGCUCAUAACCAAUUGGAAAUGAUCCCAGAAGGAUUAUGUCGCUGUCCUCGUUUACGAAUGAUGGAUCUGCGUUAUAAUCGGCUUGUAACGCUGCCAGACACGAUUCAUCGCAUUACCGAACUUGAUUUGCAGGCAAGUGCUUUUCUUUGGAAGCAAUUGGAGGGAAACCCCGACUUAUACAUUCCGCCGAUUCCUGCUGGGUUCUUGGGGCCGACUUUACAAUAUUACAAUAUUGAUUUCAACCACCAAGCCAAGAUUUGUUCGGUGGAUGUUGGUGGAACUGCCCCUCAGCAUACAGAUUCUGCCGCGCAAAAUGCUGCGAAAGACCCGAUUGCACGAAAGCUUAGACUGAGGAAAAGUCGGGGCGAGACACCUGACAAGGAUCAGACAAAAAUUUUGAAUGGAAUGAAAGAAGUGGCGAAAGCGAAGAAUCGCUCCAAGAAUGGCGCAGCUGCCGAUACAGCAUCAGAAUCGCUCAUACCGAAGCGGUGGGAAGACCGUCUUGAGAAACCGAAAUUGGAUGUUUCGGAGUACUUCCAGGAGCACGUGGGGCAAACACCCGGAUUGACUGUGUGGGAAAUUGAUAACUUCCUGCCAUCCAUGUUGGAUGAAGCCAUCCACGGGAAUUUCUAUGAAGGAGACUGCUACAUCGUGCUCAACACUUUUUUGACCGAUAAAGCACAAUUAGCCUGGCAAAUAUACUUUUGGAUUGGUGAAAAAUCGCCCAAAGACAAGCAAACUUGCUCAGCUGUUCACGCAGUUUACUUGCGAGACUUCCUGGGAGCAAGAUGUCGAACCCUUCGCGAGGAGCAGGGUGAUGAGUCUCGCGAAUUCUUGGAACUUUUCGACGGAAAGAUCACAUACAUCGAAGGAGGUCGAACGUUGUCGGGAUUCUUUUCUGUGGAAAAGCCGGUUCACAUGAAGCGAAUGUAUCGAGUGCACGCGUAUGGCCACCAAAUCCAUCUUGAGUCGGUUGCCCCGGAAUCAGAAUCUCUUGACCCAGGGUUCAUCUUCGUACUUGACCUCGGAGAGCAAAUGUUCGUGUGGAUGGGAUCAGAAGCUAAACACACGAUGAAAUCAAAAGCUCGCCUUUUGGCGGAGAAAAUCAACAAAAACGAACGGAAAAAUAUGUCCGAAAUUAUGAUGUUUGAGCAGGGCGAGGAACCAAUUGAAUUUUGGCUUGGGCUUGGGCUGUUCGACGCACCGGAUGCCGAUCUCGAGCGCGAAACACCCGAAGAUUGGAAACCGCGGAAAGUUUGCUUGUAUCAAGUUGGACUUGGUAUGGGUUAUUUGGAACUGUCACGAGUUGAUCUGUUUGACUUGGCGUUGAACGAAGCUGAAAAGCAGCACUCCGAUCCACAUUCAAAACCUUGCGGGCCCUUGGAAAUCAUCAACAGACAUCGUCAUCUCACGCAAGCUGUACUGAAAUCGAAGCAAGUGUAUGUUCUUGACACUUCCAACGAUAUCUUCGUUUGGGAAACUAUUCCUGGAUCAAACCCUCCGGCUCUUCCUGAGGUCUUCAAAUCCAAGUUUGAUGGAUGGGACGAUGUUAUUGCAGUCGAUUUUACGCGUACCGUGGAAUCUGUGAGAAAGACCGGGCCGGAUUUGAUCCAGUGGGCAAAAAAACAAACCACGAAAGUCGAUUUGACUGCUCUAUUCGUUGAUCGAAUGAAAGCAGAUAUUGCUGAAGAGGGAGAUUCUUUUGAAGAACGGAACAAGGAUCUGAUCAAAAUGGAAGCUUUCGUUCUCGUGAAAAGAAAGUUUGUCAAAUUACCGGAGGCCGAAAUUGGUCAUUUCUAUUCCGAAGACAGCUACGUUUAUCUCUGUCGGUAUGUUUCGCCCGCUGUUGAAGAUUUACCUGUUGCUGGGGAGCCAUCAGCUAUGGCACAGGCUUCGGCAGCUGUAGAAAGAUCCUUUGGAGGGAAUAUCCCGCAGCCCCCACCAAUGCCGGAUAUAGACUUUUCGGCCGGUGGAGACACAACGGAGACGAUGUCAAUGAAUUUUUGUGACGACGGUGGAAUCGAUGAUGUCACGAGUGCUGAUCAUAGGCGGCUUUCAGAGGCAUCAGAUAAUUCGGAUUUCGAUGACGGUCCAACUUCUUUUUAUGAAGUGGUUUACUUUUGGCAAGGAAGAGAUGCGCCACAAAUGGGAUGGCUCAUCUUCUUCCACGAUUUGAUGCAGCAAUUUAAUCGCCCGGAUUUGGAAAUCGUGAGACAGUAUCAGCAAAGGGAGAGAGCCACUUUUUUGGCUCAUUUCCAUGGCAAAUUCAUGAUCCACAGAGGCUCUAGGCUACAUGCGCUUGCCAGGAGAAAAGGAAAGCUGGAAACACCGGAAAAUUCUGAGUACGGUGACUCGGCGCCGGUGGAGUUGUUUCAUCUGCGCUCUACUGGGAAUCCGAUUUACACAAGAUGCAUUGAGGUGUCGACUACAGCUGCUAACCUGAAUUCAGCUUUCUGUAGACGGAUUAAGCGGUUUGGACCAUUCAAGAAGAAAGGGAAUUUGCGCACGGGCCUCAGGAAUGUGCGCCAGGCGCCAUGGGCUAAUACCCCGCAAAUUGUGCUGAAAGUAAAAGGCUACCUACUGAAUGUGCCAUUCGAUCCACGUGGUGAUAAAGGGAUUAUGUAUGCAUGGAUUGGUGAGAAAGCAUGUGAGGCUGAGGCAAAUCUAAUCCAGGAAAUCGCGCAAGAUUAUUGCAGAGCCAAAGAGGAUUACAGCAUGAUGGUCGUCGAGGAAGGCGCAGAGCCUGAAAAUUUCUUCUGGGUCGGCAUUGGUGGUCGUAAACUGUACGACCGAGAAGCCGAUUAUAUGAACUACACCCGCCUGUUUCGGUGCUCGAACGACAAAGGAUAUUUUUCUGUUUCAGAAAAAUGCCACGAUUUUUGCCAAGAUGAAUUGGCUGAAGAUGAUGUGAUGUUGCUGGACACUGGCGCAGAAAUUUUCAUUUGGUUGGGACCAAAUGCAAGUGAAGUUGAACUGAAGUUGGCGUACAAGGCUGCCUUAGUUUAUAUGCAGACCGUCAACGGCAAGAAUCCACAGAAGAAGCGUGUGUUGAAAGUGAGUGGACGAGGUUACGAGCCUCGAGCUUUGACCAGGUGUUUUCACGGCUGGUCCGAAUGGCGAAAGAAAAUGCCUUGA
Notodromas monacha is the source of this 4173-nucleotide messenger RNA. The record is from the annotation of a GenBank genome assembly. Lineage: Eukaryota; Metazoa; Arthropoda; Ostracoda; Podocopida; Cyprididae.